AUACUUUAGGGGCUGGGGAUUUAGCUCAGUGGUAGAGCGCUUACCUAGGAAGCACAAGGCCCUGGGUUCGGUCCCCAGCUCCGGAAAAAAAAGAACCAAAAAAAACUUUAAAGUCCUGUGUUCUGUGCUGAGUGAGAGCAGCAGAAGGUGGUGUGGUGCUGACUCCUGAGUUGGCCUCCAGCUUCCUAAGAAAGGGGAAAAAGAACCCUAAAUACAGCUUCCAUGUCAACAUGCAACUCAAGCAAUGUCUCAGAAUGUGAGUUAACUGUAAAUGCGCUUUCCUGGUGUUGGGUGUGAGCCCGAGCUCUUUGGCUGCACUUGCUCUUGUUAAACAGGGAUGGAGUGAGUGCAGCACCACACUGCACCUUUGUCUGAGGUGACCUUCUCACAUGUUCAAAGACCUGGUGCUUCUUAGAUUCCUGCUCCUUACAGUUUAUUAGUCUUGCCUUUGGGUUCUAGUUAUCAUUCUCUUUGCUAAAACACUUUUUUUUUAAUUAUGGGAAUUGGAGAGAUGGCUCAGUGGUUAGGAGCAAUGCCUGAACUACUUCUGAUGCCAAACACCCACAUGGUAGCUCACAUUUGUAACUCCAGUCCCAAGGGAUCCCACAGCCUCUUCUGACUAAGCCAGGUCAGUCAGUCAACAGAGACUCAAGGGAGGGAGUGAGGACUGAAAAGGGGAAAAAAAAAACUAGACAAAACUAUACCAUGACUUCAGCCGGUGCUGAGGCUGAAGCAGCUUUAUUCUUUCCCAGUCUGCUUUUAUAUCAUUCUGGGUACAUCCAAAAAACCUGGUCAGUUCUUAGAUCAAAGACAGAGUAAUCAAGCGAAGUAGUAAAAGAUCACACAAGGUAGUUAGAUUGCAAAGUAGUAAGCGGAACCCCACGGUCACUCUUUCUAAUAUUCUUAUCGGAGCCUACUUCCUUGUCUGAGCCCAGUGACAAAUGCCAAAUUCCUAGAAGCAGCCCCCAAAGCUCUCAACGACUGAGGGAAACUUUUUCAAAAGCUUUUGUUACUGGCCUGAACAGAUUAGAAAUUAUGUGGGAGAAGUGACUUGAGUAUAACAGAAGAGAUGCUAGGAUCUUAGUAUUCAAGCUUAUCUGUAGAUAAGUUUUCUUCUGAUCUAUCAUAAUUGAAUAUGUGAUGGUUCUAGUGGUUCUUCAACUCUAAAACUAGGUUUUAAAAAAUAAUUUAUAUUUUAGGUGCAUUAGUGUUUUGCCUGCGUGCAUGUCUGUGUGAAGGUGUGGGAUCCCCUGAAACUGGAGUUACAGGCAGCUGUGAACUGCCAUGCUGGGAAUUGAUCCUGGGACCUCUGGAAGAGCAGUCAGUGCUCUUAACAGCUGAGCCAUCUCCCCAGCCCUAAAACUAAUUUAUUAAACUUUACUUUCUUUGAAGAGAGGAUGUCAUAAGUAAGCUUAUUAUAGCUUAGUUGAUAAUGUUUAUAUGGAGCUCAGACCUUUGGUUCGAGCACCCUGGAUGCCAGGUCAGGAGACCCUGUCUCCAAACAAACAAACAAAACUGACAGCAUCCUUUCCAUCUUCUUGUGUUACACAGAACUGUUCAGUUUAUAGCCACUGGCAUUUUAGGCUUAAUAAAAUGUGGAGCAAUUAAAAAACUUGUCCUCAGUUACUUCGUUGUAAUUGUAAUGAGUGAGUUUUACCAAUCUGCCUUCAUGCUCUUGAAGUUUGUUACUAAGAAGAGCUGAUGAGGAGUGAGGGUCGCCCUUAUAUAAAUGAAAAUUAACAAAGUAUUUGUUUUGCAAACUUUAAUGAAUGAUUAAAUGGUGGUGUACUUUUUGGAAAUUAUACAUGAUAAUUGUUAAUUUUUAUAAUCAAAAAGUGGGUUUAUAAAUCCUUUAUAGUCAGCUUUUCAAAUUAAAAUGACUAGAAUGAAUUGCUUCCUGUUUUCCCCUGUAUAUGAUAUUGUUAACAUGGUAUAAUUGAUUUUUCAAUACAUCUUAAUCAGUCAUAAAAUGAAAUCAUCUCAACAUAUCUUUCUCUAAAAUUGCCUGACAUUCACCUUUUGUUAUCCUGCUUUAGUUUCUACUACAGAGAGGUCAAGGAAAGAUGACAAGGGAAACAAAACCUGUUUCCUCCUCCCAGAAAGGCUACACAUAUACACACCCAUAGCACGUCUAGUGUAACAUAUGUCGUAUUCCUUAUUGAAUAGAAGCUCAAAAGCAGCUCAGCAUGGUCAAAUACUGAACAUCGUAAAUUUUAUGUGACUCAUACUGCUUUAAAAGCAAACUCAAUAUAAGAAAUUAACUUUUUCUGUCCUCUACCUUUUUACUGGUAAGAGACUAUUACUAGAGGUUUAGGGCAGAAGACCUCUAGAAGGCCCAGUAGGCCAGUCCCACCUGGCCCAACAUUGCCAACCAAGCACAACAUUGGUGAAGGGUGGAAAAGCAGCUUUAGUCGGUGUGAGCACGUAGGGGAGGGCAGACGGUUCAGUGAUUGCGGAUCUGCCUUGUAUCGGCUGACAAGAACUUGAGAUGUUGUAGGGAAGGGAAACAGGCAGAGACUGAAGUUUGCACAGCUGGCAGAGCAGGUAAUCCUGGUCAGGCCAGUGGUCUGACUGGUCACUGUCCUUGUUCUGGUUCUAGAGCAGCUGCUGCCCCAUUGGCAUUUGCAUCUGCUUCCCAUAAGAUUUCUCUUGCUUUAGGAGAACCUCUGUUCUAGUCUUGGGGUGAUUUGCUCCUGUUUGGGCCUGGGAGACCUUUCCCAGCCAUUGAUAGGAGGGUUACUUCCAUUUCUCUGUCCUAAAGAUGAUUUUUCAUCUGUCCUGUUAGUCCUAAAAUCUAAGGUAACUGCAGAGCGGGAACCCAGGAGGACAAAGUUAGAGAGGGGCAGAAUGGAAUCAGUGAAGGCUGUUUGUCAACCCUAUAUCAGUGUCCCCAGUACCUAGACAUCGCUUUCUCAGAAAAUGUCACCCCAACCCCCACUCAGAAAUAAUACUCUAGCCAGAGGAAGUGAUGCACACCUUUGAACCCAGCACUCAGGAGGCAGGCAAGCAGAACUCAGGAGGCAGGCAAGCAGAACUCUGAGUUCAAGGCCAGCCUGGUCUACAGAGUGAGUUCCGGGACAGCCAAGGCUACACAGAGAAAUCUUUAUCUCAGAAAAACAACAGAAUUAAAAUUUCCUUCCUUUACUUUCUCUUCCUUGUUUUGAGACAAAGUCUCCCUCUGUAGCUCUGUGUAGCCUGGAACUUGCUCUGUACAUCAGGUUGGUCCCAAACUUGUUGCCAGCCUCCUACCUCUCUGCCUUGUAAGUACUGAAAUUAUAGGAGAAAACCAUGGUGCCCAGCAAGAAGUAAAUUCCUCUGUUGGGAAUAAAAUGCAAUGGAAGGUAUUUGUGCUCUGUGCACACCAUUGUGCAAGCGUAGUGUAGAGGUAAGAGAACUCUCAGGAAUCUGUUCUUUCCUUCCACUUUAUGUGGAGUCGAGGAGUUGAACUCUGGUUGCUCACUUGCACAUCAAGUGCUUUUACCUGCUGAGCCGUCUUGCCUCCUCCCUGCUCCCCCCUUUGAGACAGGAUCACAUGUAGCCCAGGUUGGCCUCGUGUGUUGGAGGACGACCUUAACUUCUUAUCUUCCUGCCUUCACUUGUUGAGUGUUGAGAUUGUGUGUGUUGGACACUGCAUUUACUUUACUUUUCACUGAUUAAUUAGUUUCCACCUUUAUUUUUAUUUUACGUUUAUGGAUGAUUUGUCUGCUACUUUGUGCACCACAUUUGAGCAGUGCCUAAGGAGAGUAGAAGUUGGAUCUCCUGGAAUUGGAUAUACAGGAGGUUAUGGGCCACCAUGUGGGUGCUGGGAAUCAAACCCAGGUCCUCUAGAAGAGCAGCAAGUUCUGGUAGACACUGAGCAACUUCUUCAGCCCCUACUUCUUAGUAGUGUUUUAGAUUUAUUUAUUUCUAUCUUACGCAUGUGGCUGUUUUGCUUAUUUGUGCCUAUGCACUACGUGUAUGAAGAGGCUAGAAAUGGGUGGGUCCACUGGAACAUGAGUUAGACUACUCAAGUCUGUGGCUGCUGGGAAUGGAACAUUUAUAUUCUCUCUCUCUCUCUCUCUCUCUCUCUCUCUCUCUCUCUCGCCUUUAAAGAUUUCUUUAUUGAUUUUUUUAUAUAAGUACACUGUAGCUGUCUUUGAGACACACCAGAAGAGGGCAUCAGAUCUCAUUACAGAUGGCUGUGAGCCACCAUGUGGUUGCUGGGAUUUGAACUCGGACCUCUGGGAGAGCAGUCAGUUUUCUUAACCACUGAACCAUCUCUCCAGCCCAAAGUAGAACAUUAUUAAGGAGGUCAAUCUGUAGAGAAAAUGGCCAGUUUUUUGAGUAUUCACACUGAUGUCCUAAGCAGUGGUGUUAAUGUAUUUUCUUCAUCAUACUUUAGACAUUACUAGAAAUCUGUUUUUCAGGUAAUAAUUGUACUGUACACACACUGUGGGUCAGAGGUACCAAGUGAUAGAUUGUUUGCUGUUCCUCCAGCCAUACAUACCCAUAAUGAAUCAUUUUUUGAGAUUUAUUUAAGAAACAUGAACCCCCCCCGCCCCCACUCAUUAGAAGGUUUUAGAAAGGCCGCUUUGGAGUAAAAUUCCUAUCUGCUCAGUGAGAGCUCACAUACAACUUUUAUUUAUUUAUUUUUUUUUCGGAGCUGGGGACCGAACCCAGGGCCUUGCACUUGCUAGGUAAGCGCUCUACCACUGAGCUAAAUCCCCAGCCCCACAACUUUUAUUUUUUAUUCGUACUUUUUAAGAUUUAUUUUUAUUUACAUGUAUGCAUGUGCAAUCCUGCUGAGGCUCAAAGAAGGCAUGGGUCUCCUAGAGCUGGAAUUUCAGAUGGUUGUGAGCUGCCCAGUGAAGCUAGGAACAUGCUUAGGUCCUCUAUAAGACCAGCAAGCAUUCAACCACUGAGUCACCUAUCAGGCCCUGAAAGCCUUUAGACUGGACCUCAGACUCUCUUAGAGUUGCUUAAUAGUUUUAAGUAACAAUGAUCUUGAUUUCCAGUUGUUUCUAUCAGAACAUAGAGUAGCAAAUUCUAUAUCUUACAAACUAAGGGAAUUUUAAUACUUCUUUUAUCCAAAAAGCUUUGCCCAUAUGAUUAUUGAGCCAGUGCCUUGUUAUGUAGGCCAGGCUGGUCUGAAACUCACUUUGUAGUCUACUCUGGCAUCAAAUUUGGUGUCCAUCUGUCUCAUCCUCCUGAGAGGUGGGAUUAUAGAUGUGAUCCAUUGCACCUGGCGUUAAAAAGAUGUUUUGAAUAUUCUAUUAUAUCUGUAUGGGUGUUUUGCCUAUAUAUAUAUAUAUAUAUAUAUAUAUCUGUGAUCAUGUGAGUGCCUGAUUCCCACGGAGGCCAGAGUGGGCACUGGACUUCUGGAACUGGAAUUACAAAGGCUUGUUAGCUGCUGUGCGGGUGCUGGGAAUCAAACUGGAGUCCUGUGGAGGAACAGCUUGUGCUCCACCUUUAACUGCUGAGCCAUCUUCCCAGCCUCCCUCCAGAACAGUUUUAAAAUAGCCGUUUCUUAGAUUUUUUUUUUCAGAGAAGUGUAACUUGAACCUCAUCUUUGACUACAUGGCAAAAUCCGACAUGAGCCAAGUACUAUAGUUUGGUUGUCGCCUAGAGAUUCAUAUAUUGGAAGUUUGGUCCCCAGAGUAGUCAUGUUAAGAUGUUGGGCUCUCUGGCUUCCUAUGAUCUCUUCCUCUUGCUUUAUUCUUACUGUUGGGAUGCCAUCCGUCAUGAGGUGAGAUAGCCGCUCUGACCAGAGGUGUCUUAUAUGAGAGCUUGUAUUUCAUUAUAGUAAUGAAAAAGGCACGUUGAUAUAGACUAAAGUUAAAGGAGAAUUCUUCAGCUCCUGAAAUCAAGAAGUUCUAUGGUGAUACUAGCUUUAGUCAUGAUUGGGUCUUGGGGUUUUUUAAAAAAAGAUUUAUUUUAUGUAUGUGAGUACACUAUAGCUGUCAGACAUCAGAAGGGGGCAUCAGAUCUCAUUAUAGAUGGUUGUGAGCCACCAUGUGGUUGCUGGGAAUUGAACUCAGGACCUCUGGAAGAGCAGUCAGUGCUCUUAACUGCCAAGCCAUCUCUCCAGCCCGGGGAUGUAUUCUUUGAACACUGCUUUUUCUUGCUUUGGUCUCAUUCUCCAGUUGGUAAAAGUGGCUACCCUCAGUGCUAGACUUAAAUUCCCUCACAGUUUUUAUCUGGAUAUCAGUAUCUCCUUGAUAGCAUCACUUAAAAGUCCAGAGAGCAGGCUUUAACCUGCGCGACUCGGGUCAUUAUAACUCUCCUCUGUGCAGUGGGUGUCAAGUUGGCCAUGCCACUCCAAAUCACCUGUCAGAACCAUGGGCUGUAUGACCUUUACUACAUGGCUCAAGAGUGGGCAGGAAAGGGCCGGAUGUAGCUGAGUUGGUAGACUGUUGACAUAGCAUCCACAAAGCCCUAGGUUUGAUCCUGAUAUCAUAGACUUUAAUCCCAGCAUUCUGGAGGUAGAGGUGGGAGUGGCAGAAGUUUGAGUUCAUUCUUGGGUGAGGAGAUAGCUACAUGAGACUGUCUCAAAAAGGGGGUAGGGGGUAGAAAGCAGUUUCCUCCAAAGACAUUGUAGACAGAGAGACGGAUCAAAAACAGCUUUUUAGAGGUACUAGUUGACUGUUGACUUGUGAGGAAGUGUUAACAGGUUUCCUACCAUUUGGGAUAUUCACCUCACAACUUCAUUUAGUUCUGUCUUACAGUCUUGGAGGAUGAAUGGGCUUAAAAUGAACCUUGGAGGUUGCCAAGGCUGAAAUGGUCUUAAAGUCAGGCUUACAGUCUGGAAGGAUUCUGUCACUCUUAAACCAUUGAGCAUCUCCAGCCUCUGAGGCCUUUUUUUUUUUUCUUUUCUUUUCUCUUCUUUUUUUCCCCCGGAGCUAGGGACCAAACCCAGGGCCUUGCGCUCACUAGGCAAGCGCACUACUGCUGAGCUAAAUCCCCAACCCCGAGGCCUUUUUUUUAAUGCUCCAGAGCUCCCCUUUUAGAAAAGGCCAAGGCUGAAUUUGCCAUAAAGUUGGGCCCUUACUUGGCUGCUGUUGCUUUCCUCUCCUACUUCUUGGUUCUAGCUCCUCCCAGUAGCAUACAUCUCUCUCACUGGAGUCCCCGUGAGGUCUGCUGUGGGGAUUACAGAUGAAGGCAGCAUGAAUCAGAGCCUCCUGCAUGUUCAUGCUCUUGGCUGGCUGCUGAGAGUCACAGUAAUUCAUUCCUCUUUGCGCGUGCAUUUGGAAUAUUGACUGUGGCACUUAGGGACAGAGAACAUACUGAAAAUGACACCGGUAUUACCUGCAGGUUUGUUGGCCUUAACUCAUGGCUCUAUUUCUGCCUUUAUAAAUUAUGCUGUGUCAAUGUAAAAAUGAGCUCUUGUUCCGAGCAGUAUAAGAAAUGGUUUAUUCCGAGUCAGAGCAGUGAACAUUGAUUAUUUACCCGGAGUAACAUACUCUGCUGGAAGAGGGCGCAUGAACUUUUGUCAUCACAGAACAAAAGGAAGUCAUGAAUUAGUGUGUUUACCAUGUACAUUGGUGGGGACAUCAGGAAAUGUCUUCUGUACACUUCCGAUACUUUGACAUUCUUAGCUUUGGGUUAGUAGAAGCUAAUGGUCUGCUAAAUUUGACAAAACAUAGGUGUUGUGGGGCAUAGUGGUGCAUACCUUUAAUCCUAGCAUCCAGGGGGUAGAUUUCUGAGUUUGAGACUAUCCUGAGUCUACAUGGUGACUUUCAAGACAGCUAGAACUACUUAGUGAGACCUUGUCUUAAAAAUAACAACAAGAGCUGGAGAGAUGGCUCAGUGGUUAAGAGCACUGACUGCUCUUCCAGAGGUCCUGAGUUCAAUUCCCUUCAACUCCAUGGUGGCUCACAACCAUCUGUAGUGGGAUCUGAUGCCCUCUUCUGGUGUGUCUGAAGACAGUUACAGUGUACUCAUAUACAUAAAAUUAAUCUUUUUUUAAAAAAAAGAUUUAAAAAAUAACAAAACCAUUCUAGAUGUUUUUGAAUUUAUUUAUUGUGGGUAGGUAGCACGUGUGCCAUGAUAUAUGGAUGUGAGAGGACAACUUUGUGGAGUUGGGUCUGCCCACCUUUAUGGCCUUUGUGCAUUGAACUCAGGGCUUCAAGCGUAUGCGGCAAGCACCUUUACCCUCUGAGCCAUCCUGCCUUCCCUCAUAUGAAAAGUUGUACCCAAUAGUCACAAGAAUGUUGGGUUAGAUACAGAAGUUGUUUGGAGAUGGCUAUUGAAAGGGACUAAUGGGUGGUGGGGGCAGGGGCUAGAGCGAGAGCUCAGUGGCUAGGAGCAUUUUUUCCAGUUGUAGAGGACUGACCUGUGUUAGGUUCCUAGCACCCACGUGGUAGAUUACUGAUUCAGUAACUCCAGUAGCAGGGAUUUAGCGCCCCCUUCUGGCUUCUAAGGGUACCAGGCCCAUGUGCAGACAAGACACUCAUAUGCAUAAAAUAUAAAUAAAUCUUUUAAGAUGGGGAGGGAACAGUAACAGCAUUUCGGUCUCAGUUUGAAACAGUCCAUUUCUUCGUAGUCUUGAUGGUUUAUCAGUCUCGAUGGCCUUCAGUGCAGAUGUGGCUUCCUUUGCUGCUGUUAUUGGGGAAGGGGGUUAUUUAGAUUUAUGAGACCAUUGCUUCUUGAAGAAACUGGGAAACAGAACAAUAAAAGGAAAUGGGUUUAUUAAUGGUUGCAGCAAACCAGGGAAGGCCCUUACUUUCACCUUUUCAGAACAGUGCUACCAGUUCCCAGGAAGCUGACACCACGACAGGGACACACUUAUGUAAGUUGUCAGACCGUGAACUUUUCCUGGGAGACAGGUGCCUCUUCUAGCUGACAGCAGUGUUGGCCCCUCUCUCUCUCAUCGCGGCAUUCUCAAAGACAGUUUAACUUCUCUGGGGUCUGUUUAGUAGCAUUUGAUAGCCAAGUGGAAGCACACAAGUAUCUCUCUCUUUAAAAAUGUAUACACACAUAUUUAAAGGUUUAUUUUUAUUUUAUGUGCAUGGAUGUUUUGCCUGCCUGUGUGUCUGUCUAUGUAUGUGUGUCUGUCUAUGUACACGUUCAUGCCUGGUGCCCUCACAGGCCAGAAAAGGGUGUCAGGUCUCUUAGAACUGGAGUUAUGUUUUUGGUGCUCAGAAUUGAACCUGGGUCUUCCAGAAGAGCACUAAGCCCCUACCCUGCCCUUUUCAGUCUCUCAGUCUGACGGCCUCAUCAUGCUGCUGCUGCUGCUGCUGCUGUUGUUGUUGUUGUUGUUUAGAUGUACAGAUAAACUAAUACAACCCACUGAGACUUGUUGUUGUCUGUGUGUAUAUUAAGGUCUGAACACUUGUAUUGGCUAACCAGUUAGGUUCAUCCCGAGGAAUGGAUAAUUCCCUCUCUCUGUGGUCAUUCAUUGCCUGUGGAUCUUUGUCUACGGGUGGGACUCAGAUUUUCAGGUAGCUCCUGAAUAUCUCCUCUCCUACCAAAGUGGUUCCAGUUCCCACUCUUUGACUUUAGUCUUGAGGGAUUGGAGAGCUAUGCUGGAUUUGGUGUGAAAGUUCCCAAGGUAUGUCUGAGACAGAUCAUAAAUAGAAUACAAGUGGGAGCCGUGAGAGGUUGUCCAGCUAGUGUCAGGUAACAGUACCCAAGAGCCAUCUCUCUAUAGCCUCUUAGCCUACUUUUAGAAGUGCUGGGACCAAUGGCAUAGGCAACACUGGCUGGCGUCAAGUCCACAGUUGGCCUGCUUUAGUCUAAGUGCUGAGAUAGCUGACCACCAUGCCCAGAGUAAGUUCAUUUUAUUCUGGCCAGUUCCCCUCUCGCCUCAGGGUAGUUUUCUCUGAAGACACACAUCACAGAAUAACUGAAGAAUGAAACUGGAAUCUUGAGCUUGAAGCAUUCUACCAUUGACCUGAAUCCCCAACUCAACUACACAAGUCAUGCACAUUUCCAAGGAAGCUGAGGACAAUGGAUUUUCCUGGUCACUUUGAGCAGAUCUUUCAGCAGUUGAACUACCAGAGACUUCAUGGGCAGCUCUGUGACUGUGUCAUCGUAGUGGGAAACAGGCACUUCAAAGCCCACCGCUCUGUGCUGGCCGCAUGCAGCACGCAUUUCCGGGCCCUGUUCUCAGUGGCAGAAGGAGAUCAAACCAUGAACAUGAUCCAGCUGGAUAGUGAGGUGGUGACAGCAGAGGCCUUUGCUGCCCUGAUUGACAUGAUGUACACCUCCACCCUUAUGCUAGGGGAGAGCAACGUCAUGGAUGUCUUAUUGGCAGCCUCUCACCUGCAUUUGAACUCUGUGGUGAAGGCGUGUAAACAUUACCUGACGACAAGGACGCUCCCCAUGUCUCCCCCCAGUGAGCGUGUCCAGGAGCAGAGUGCCCGCAUGCAGCGCUCUUUUAUGCUGCAGCAGCUGGGACUGAGCAUCGUGAGCUCAGCCCUUAGUUCCAGCCAGAGUGGCGAGGAGCCAUCAGCCCCCAUGAGCUCAUCCAUGCGCAACAAUCUGGACCAGCGGACACCCUUCCCCAUGAGACGCCUUCACAAGCGCAAACAGACUGUGGAAGAACGGGCCCGGCAGCGCCUCCGAUCCUCCAUGGAUGAAUCUGCCAUUUCAGAUGUUACUCCAGAGAGCGGGCCUUCGGGAGUUCAUUCCCGGGAGGAAUUCUUCUCCCCAGAUUCUCUGAAAAUUGUGGAUAAUCCUAAACCCGAUGGGAUGGCUGACAACCAGGAGGACAGCGCUAUGAUGUUUGAUCGGCCUUUCGGUGCUCAAGAAGAUGCCCAAAUGCCCAGCCAGUCAGAUGGCAGUGCUGGCAACAUGGCCUCUCGUGCAACUCAGGUUGAAACUAGUUUUGAACAAGAAGCUGUAGCUGAGAAAGGCAGUUUCCAGUGUGAAAAUCCUGAGGUUGGCCUUGGGGAGAAGGAGCACAUGAGAGUGGUGGUGAAGUCCGAGCCCCUGAGCUCUCCCGAGCCGCAGGAUGAAGUGAGCGAUGUGACCUCCCAAGCAGAGGGCAGUGAGUCUGUGGAGGUAGAGGGAGUGGUGGUCAGUGCCGAAAAGAUAGACCUCAGCCCCGAAAGCAGUGAUCGGAGCUUUUCAGAUCCCCAGUCCAGCACUGACAGGGUCGGGGACAUCCACAUCUUGGAAGUCACAAAUAAUCUAGAACAUAAGACCUCUUUUAGUAUUUCCAACUUUCUCAACAAGAGCAGGGGGAGUAACUUCAGCACAAGUCAGAGCACUGACGACAACCUCCCAAACACCACCAGUGACUGCAGGCUGGAAGGCGAGGCCCCGUACUUGCUGAGUCCAGAGGCUGGGCCAGCAGGUGGGCCGUCCUCUGCCCCUGGUUCCCAUGUAGAGAACCCAUUCAGUGAGCCUGCAGACUCCCACUUUGUCAGGCCUGUGCAGGAGGUGAUGGGCCUGCCCUGUGUGCAGACCUCAGGCUACCAAGGAGAGCAAUUUGGGAUGGACUUUCCCAGGUCUGGUUUGGGUCUCCACUCUUCCUUCUCCAGGGCCAUGAUGGGUUCCCCAAGAGGAGGAGCCAGUAACUUUCCAUACUACCGACGAAUAGCUCCCAAAAUGCCAGUCGUAACUUCUGUCAGGAGCUCACAGAUCUCUGAAAACCAAGCCAGUUCCCAGCUAAUGAUGAACGGGGCCAGCUCAUUUGAAAAUGGCCACUCUUCCCAGCCUGGCCCUCCGCAGUUGACCAGGGCAUCUGCGGAUGUCUUGUCCAAGUGCAAGAAGGCCUUAUCAGAGCACAAUGUCCUGGUUGUGGAGGGAGCUCGAAAGUAUGCCUGCAAGAUCUGCUGUAAAACUUUCCUGACUUUGACAGACUGCAAGAAGCACAUCCGAGUCCACACAGGAGAAAAGCCGUACGCCUGCCUCAAGUGCGGCAAAAGGUUCAGUCAGUCCAGCCACCUCUAUAAGCACUCGAAGACGACCUGCCUGCGCUGGCAGAGCAGCAACCUCCCCAGCACUCUGCUCUGAUGGCUGUCCUCGGGGGACGGCACAGGCCAGGUCUGCACUGGAGCUAAAACCAAUGCCGGCAGGCAGCUCUUGCCCUGGACUCGGGGUCUGAGCUGUCCGGUGGCUUUCGUGAAUUUCCGCCAGUAGUAAGCAGAGAACUGUUAGUGUAGCACUUACCUGCGCAUUUCUUAGGGUGGAGGAAUGCAGUCGUAAAGUAGUUUGUCAUUGUUAAGAGUGUCACAUUUAAAAACGGAAGUGCAGAAAACAUUUUAACACUAUUUUAAAGCUCUGUGGAGCAUUUAAUUAAAUUUCCUGUGUCCCGUGAUGGCAGUAUUCCAUCCCUGGACAGCCGUGCAAAGCCUAUGUGUAACCAGGUGACUUGGUGCUAUCUGACAAAAGGCCCUGGUGACAAGCCUGUCUGCCACAGAUGCCAAAGUGUAUCCUGAGCUAGUCCCGGGCCUCAGAAGGACUGUGUUUUUUACUUCUUAUCCGAGUUGGCAGUCGCAGGCACUGCCCUCCGAUGGUGCUCACACUGGGUCCAGGUAGAUGUGCCCUUGAUAACAGGUGUACGUACCUUUGAGUACCUCUCUCUAGCAUAGGUGUUUUUAGUAAUUUUUUUUAUUUGUCCUAAAAACUAAAGUUAUAAGUGGAGUAUGUACUUGUAGGGAGUGACAGUGAGGUGUUUCUGUACGUGCUGUGUUAGCAGUGUUUGAACCAACGUGUAAUUCCGAUGCUAUAUUUGUUUGACGUAAGUGGGAAGCUGGUGUCUGUCUUUAUUCUGGUGAUAUGGAGUCCUGUGUAUGGGUUCUCAUGGUGCAUUUGCCUUUCACUGCACCGGAUGCCCCAGGCCACCCACGAUCAGCUGGUCUUGACAUUGCCACCGUCACCCCCAAGCCCUAUAGAACGCCUCUCCUGGGCGUAACCAGUCAACCAGCCUCAGCGGUGCUACUGCUGCUGUGCUUUUGUUCCUGUUCUGUGCUGGGCUCUCAAAGCCUCGCCUCAGCUUUCAGUGGUGUGGCUCCUUUAACUCAGCGUCGAGUCAUUUGAAACUUAAGUGUAGUAGCAUACGUGUCUCAGUUCUUUACAGGCUCUGGAAGAGUCAGGCAGCCUACAGCAUAGAAUUCACCAAAAAUAUCCAAGGUUCUAGGAGUGGCAUUCAAUUCUCUGUCAGGGUCUCUCUAUCCGCUGCCUUCCUGUCCACUGAUCACCAUGCUGUCAGGUUGCUGCAUCCUGACGUGCACCCAGGAGAACAGCACAGGUUCACACGUAUCUGUAAGCUCAAGUUUAACAAGAAUUCUUCUCAUACUUUUUUCAGAGAUACCAAACCAUUGUAUGCAGUUCAGAGAAAUUCAUUAACUUUAGAGAGCCACAUGUCUGUAUAUCCUAAGACAGAAGUGAGCAUGUGUCCUCUCUGGCUGAUGUGACCAUGAAGCUGUGGCCCGACCGGUGAUGCUCCUAGAGGGCAUGGCAUCCGAACUGAUUCCCAGGAAGAGCCCGAAUGGGAAGCUGGCCUCCUGCUGAGCAGUGUGGGGGGAAGAGACCACUGAAGGCAGUGGGUCACUUGAGAAAUGUGGUGUGGCUUAUUGUCAGCACCCGUUGACACUCGAUGCAGGUGGAUCUCUCCAUCCACCUUCAUAGGGACCAGUAGGAGUCAGGCAGUCAGCAUGGAGGACUGGUGAGGAGCCAAUGUCACAGGCAUAAAGUAGCAGUUGUCCCUCCUGUCUUAAAGAUGUGGUGCUUCGAGUCUACUCACCUCAGCUUCGAUACAAGCGGACUUUGCUCUGGGGCCAGUGCCGGCACUCGAUGGUGCCUGCCUGCCUCUGCUGCUGGGUGGACCUGGAAUCUCAUCUACCUCGUAGUCAGUCUCUUCAUGUGAGAAGCAAGCUUGAGGCCAGUGUCCUCCAACAUGCUGCAGCACUCAAAGCUGCCCCAGGGUCCCUGGGAAACUAGCCCAGGGCUGCUGGGACCUGGAGUUUCACUGGGAUUCUGACUGGGACUGGGGGCCUGACUUUUGAUGUUUAGCCUUAACGAUAACCCGGAAUAAUCAUGUACAAUCUUCUGGAGAUGGCAUCGAGUGUAGAGGCGCCCGUCGGGUGCUAAUGCUGGUCGAAACAUUUUAAAAUUAAAAAUUUGUCAUAUUCAUGCCUCUAAA
Rattus norvegicus (Norway rat) is the source of this 14071-nucleotide messenger RNA. RefSeq names its product zinc finger and BTB domain containing 5 (gene Zbtb5). Gene Ontology annotation, cellular component: nucleus. NCBI's taxonomy places the organism in Eukaryota, Metazoa, Chordata, Mammalia, Rodentia, Muridae. The record is from RefSeq and is a predicted model, not a curated record.